AUGGAUUUCGACCACGCGAGUCUGCGGUCCAGCGCUACAGACAUAGACUCUGAAUCUUCUCCCGUGUCUGCUUCAAACGCGCUCCUUCCUCCCGGUUCUCUAUCAACUUCUUGCUUUCCUGCCUCUUCUCUCGAAGCCUCCUCGCUGUACACCAACUGUCCGCCGUCUACCUUCGACUCCCUGCUCCCGUGGAAGUCGCCUUCCUCCCCUACGUCGCAGUCAUCUCCGUCUCUUCCUCCCGCGUCUCCUCCGCUUCCCCCGUCCUCCUCUCCUUUCUUGCCUGUCUCCACCUUUCCUGCUUCUGUGCUGUCCACUUCUACCUCCCCGCCCCCGCUUUCUUCUCCUGCCCCCUCUCUUCCUGUGUCUUGUGUCUCCCUCCCUUCUGCCGAGGUGGGUUCUGCAAAUUCCUCUACUUCCUCUUCUGCAGUGUCUGCGGGUCUCCAGGCUGGUGCGUCCGGCUCUCAGCCUUCGCUUCUGUGCGAUCCUUCGCUUCCCGUUGGCCCUCCGCCACCGCCCUCUUUCCUCUUUGAUCUGCAGUCCUUCUCUCCCUCGGCGCGCUUCUUUGCGAGACUUCAACACGGAGGAGUGUCUGCAGCAGAGAGAGAUGGAGCCGACUCGCCUUCUCUCUCUUGUUUGCCCUCACGCUCCAAACUGGCUCCUUCACCUGGCGGCGCAGCCGACGAACAAGAGGGUGACUUCCCGAGCCUCAGUGGCCAAGAGAGACAUGCGCUACUGACCGGCGGAGGCACCGUGGAAGAAGAAGGUGACCCUCUUCUCUCUUCCUUCGAAGAGCUCGAGGAAGGCGUCCUUUUCCCCCUCCCGUUUUGUCCGCCUCCCGAGUUCCUCUGGCGCACCUCGAGCGACACAGAAGACUUCUGGGGAGAAGGCGACCUGGAAGAAGACAGAUUCCCCAGUCUCUUUCGCGGCGACCCUCAGGUGUACAGACAGCUCCUCCACCGGCACUUCGAACCGCGACCGGCCAGUCAGCGGUCGUCGCGAGCGAAGGGCGCGGGGUCUCGCAGCGCUGACGAGCUUCUGGUUCCCGUGGAGCUGCAGGACGAGUACCUCGCCUUCUCGCCUGAGCCGUUUGCGUCGACCUGUCUCUCUCCGGCGGUGUUUCGAGAGCGGGCAGACCGCAUCUCUGAGGCCAUUGAAGCGCUUGUUGUCCCGCCGCCUCCGCAGCCGCUUCCGCUGAGAUUCAGAAAGUUCAUUUCCCUCGCCGAGAAGCUCCAGAAGAAACAGACAAGCGCCCCGACAGAGGUGCAGGAAGCGAGGAGCGAACCAACAAACGAGGGAAGAGAGAGACGAGAUGCAGCGGUGGGUGCAACUAGACACCCCAGCCGGUCUCCUGACUCCACAUUGACUCACUCGUCGUCGGCGUCUCCUACGUCUUCCUCUCCCUCUCCCUCUCCUUCUUCUGUCUCUUCCUCUUCUCCGUCUGCUUUCUCUUCGUCUUCUGUCUCUCGCUCGUCCGACCUUUCUUGUCUUGUCAGUUACUUUGCGUUUUUUUUCGCCGCUGGAGUUCGGGUGCCGUCUGUCGAGGAGGCGGUGGGGUGGAGCGUGGCGCGGGAGCUGCGUGCAUGGCCUGAGACACUCGAGGUGUCUGUACGCCGGAGCUUGGCCGAGGCGCUGAGGCACAGCCGCGCGCGCCGCUUCAACCGCUUCGCCUGUCGCGUUGCCUGGCCGCCGCUCCUCCCUCAGCUCUGUCCGUACAGCGAAGGGAAUCUCUGGGUGGCUUUCCGCGAGGCAGUCGCCCUAGCUUCGUUCAGGAACGUGCAGGAUCUUUUUCGCUCGCGAUUCAGCCGGCAAAUCGACCUCCACAACUUCGCUCUCAACCAGCAUACUCUUCAGCAACGCGCGCACCAGCAGAGGGCAAGGCGUCGGGCGGAGCGCGGGUGCACAAGGGCAGGCGAACGCACAGCGACGCCUGCAGAGGAAGGCCCCGAUUACAGUCUCGAUACAGGGAACAGACCUAGAGACCACAGUCCAGUUCACUCUCCACGAAGAGAUUCCAGUACUUCUGUGCCGGGGUCCUCUUCUUCAUCCGCGGUGUCUUCGGUUACAUCUUCUUUCUCCUCAGUCUCAGGUGUUUUAUCUCCUCUCCCAGGCUCUUCUUCCUCUUCUUCGGUCUCUUUUUCGUCGUCUUCCUCCUCAUGUUCCGCGUCGGCGCCUUCCAGACUGGACGAGAGGGUGGACGCGAGGGAAACGGUGAUUUCGGUGUCUUUUUACCACGCGACGCGGGGCACCAAGUUGGCCUCUUUCGACUUGCUCGCGUCGCAGACGCUGCUGGACCUGCGGCGCGCGCUUCUCGGCUGCUGCGAAGGCGAGUCGGAGCCGGGAGUCCCGCUCUUCCCUGCCAGCUGCUUCCUCAUAGACGGCGUCCUGUUUCCUGACACGCGCUGUCCCGGCAGCGAAACGGAGUAUGCAGACCUGGUCGCCGACCACUUGCGAGAAACCGGCAAGCUCGCGACGAAGGAACGCGUCUUCUUUAGAAAGAAGCGCCUCAGACAUCCGCGCCUGGAGAACCCAGAAGGGAGAACCGGAACAGGCACAGAAGGACGAGGCGAAGGACGCGAGGAAGGAAGAGACGUAGUUGAAGACAUGGAAGAGAGAAGGAAGAAGGAAGAGGAGAGAAGGCGGCGGCACCGCGCACGAGUGGAGAGAAGAGGACGCAUCCUGGAGAGAAGACUGGAGAGGGUGGCAGGAGCGAGAGGGGUCGUCGAAGAGAGGGAAGUGUGGAUUGUCGCCGCGCCUCCUGCCAAGUGUCUGGACGGCGUGCCUCGAGGGCGGGCACAGCCGCGAAGCGCGAGCGCGCGACGCAGCGACGCGAGAGGAGAAGAGAACCAAUUCUCCGCAAGAGAAGAUGACAGAGAGCGACUCGAGAGGUGGACGGGAGAGGACGGUGGAUGUACAGCAGGGGGCGUGAGGCGUUGGAGCGCCGGAGCUCGAGACGCUCCGCGGACUUGGCUGGGAGGCGACGGAGACAGCGGGGCGGGCGCCUGCUUGCCUGGAGGGGAAGGAAGCGAACGCGUCUCCGACAGCAGUGAAGAGGAAAUCGAGAGAGAAGAAGACGUCGUCAUCAUUCCACAGCACGAAGCCGUGUUGAGGGACCUCGUGCUGCCUCUGCGGUCGCCUGCAUGUUUCCUCCACCAAGGGACUUGUGAGCACCGCGUAGUCUUUUGGAACCUGCGGCAGUUCGACCCGCGACGGGACUGUACGUACACUGCAGCAUACCCCGUGAGGACGUACAAGCCGGCGGGAAAGACGGUGGUGUGUCACGCCUGUGAGCAGAGUCUGGCGGUCAAAGGCGUCGUCAACAGUUUUCUCUGCGCGCUCCACAACCCAACGUACCUCUGCUCUGCGUGCUACCGGCUGCUCUUUGGAGACGGGCAGCGCUCGACGACGCUUUCGCCGAGAAGCAAAGGUGGAGAGGGCGGGACGCGAGUAGAAAGCAACGCGCAAGAUGCACUCGACAGAGAAGAAGAAGACGAAGAAGAAGAGGAGCCCUUUGCUGUCCACUUCGACCUGUUCGACGGAUAG
This is a messenger RNA of Toxoplasma gondii ME49, 3540 nucleotides long. RefSeq lists its product as hypothetical. The transcript is spliced from 2 exons. The record is from RefSeq and is a predicted model, not a curated record. Gene Ontology annotation, biological process: snRNA transcription by RNA polymerase II; snRNA transcription by RNA polymerase III. The coding region runs from base 1 to 3540 and encodes 1179 amino acids. Gene Ontology annotation, cellular component: snRNA-activating protein complex. Gene Ontology annotation, molecular function: RNA polymerase II cis-regulatory region sequence-specific DNA binding; RNA polymerase III type 3 promoter sequence-specific DNA binding; bent DNA binding. NCBI's taxonomy places the organism in Eukaryota, Apicomplexa, Conoidasida, Eucoccidiorida, Sarcocystidae.